AGAGAGAGAGAGAGAGAUGAGCAUAGGAGAGGAGAGUAGGAGGAGGAGAGAUGAAGAGAUUCAGAUUAGUGUAGCCGAACUGAAUUUCUCUCCUGUCAGCCUCUUGUUCUCGUUUGCCAUCAUUCAGCCUAAUAACAUAAGGAUAAAACUGAACACAUCAGAUGAAACUGAGUGAUGAGCAGAUGGGGCAACUGGACCAAGUGGAUCAGGCCAGUAUGCAAAGUUUUGUUUGUUUGGUGUGUAAGAAGCCAUGAAGAUGGUAUAAAAAUUAUCGUCUGAAGUGGACCACCAGAAGACAUGCAGCAUAACCACAAAAGCGCGGCACGUAACGGCUAUGCUAACGCUGUGGACGGUGAAGAUGGUGGCGGCGAGGGUGAGGAGGGCGGAGAAGAGGACGGAGGAGGAGAUGGGGGAGAGGAGAGAGGCGGCGGGGACUGGGACGAGGACCUGGAAGGUGAGGAUGGGGGAGUGAGGAUGACCAGGACGGACACCCUCCACUCCACCACGAGCUCCACUGGAACGCAACGUAGGAGAGGACAACACGCUAAGAAACAAGUCCAGGGCACCAAUCAGGUACAACGAGCUCCCCGAGCGUUGUUCUGCCUGAAGCUCAACAACCCCAUCAGACGUGCGGCGCUCUCCAUUGUUGAAUGGAAGCCAUUUGACAUUUUCAUCCUGCUAGCCAUCUUUGCUAACUGUGUCGCUUUGGGUGUGUCCAAACCAUUUCCUGAGGACGACUCCAAUUCCACCAACCACGAUCUGGAACAAGUGGAGUAUGUCUUCCUCAUUAUCUUCACUGUGGAAACCUUCCUGAAGAUCCUGGCUUACGGUCUGGUCAUGCAUCCAAGUUCUUACAUCCGAAACGGCUGGAACCUUCUGGACUUUGUCAUUGUCAUCGUCGGUUUGUUCAGCGUCGUCCUGGAGACCAUGACGCACAAGUCAGGCGAGCAGGCGAGCACACACCACAUGCCGGGCAAACCUGGAGGUCUGGACGUCAAAGCUUUGCGCGCCUUCCGGGUCCUGCGGCCCCUCAGGCUGGUUUCAGGAGUUCCCAGUCUGCAGAUCGUGCUGAACUCCAUCAUGAAGGCCAUGGUUCCCCUGCUCCACAUCGCUCUGCUGGUCCUCUUCGUCAUCAUCAUCUACGCCAUCAUCGGCUUGGAGCUCUUCAUCGGACGCAUGCACAGAACCUGCUACUAUAUAGAAACUGACAUGUAUGUGGAGGACGACCCGGUGCCGUGCGCCUUCGCGGGUCACGGCCGCCAGUGCACGUUGAACGGCUCAGAAUGUCGUGGGCGAUGGGAUGGGCCCAACGGAGGCAUUACCAAUUUUGACAACUUUUUCUUCGCCAUGUUAACGGUGUUCCAAUGUAUCACCAUGGAGGGCUGGACCGACGUCCUGUACUGGAUGAACGACGCCAUCGGCUUCGAGUUGCCAUGGGUCUACUUUGUCAGUCUGGUCAUCUUUGGCUCCUUCUUCGUUCUCAACCUGGUUCUUGGCGUCCUCAGCGGAGAGUUCAGCAAGGAAAGGGAGAAGGCGAAAGCUCGCGGAGACUUCCAGAAGCUCCGCGAGAAGCAGCAAAUGGAGGAGGACCUGUGUGGAUACAUGGACUGGAUCACACAGGCUGAGGACAUGGACGAGCUGGACGAGGAUAGAAACUCGCGUCCAUCUCUGGGUGAUCUGUCAGAUAAGAAGAAAGGGAAGUUUGGAUGGUUCAGUCACUCCAAUGAAACACACGCAAGUCUUCCUGCCAGCGAAACGGCGUCUGAGAACACGGAGAACAUCGAUGAAGAACACACCAACUGCUGCCAGGCCUGCUGUGCUCGAAUGAUGAAGAUCAGCUGCUGUCGUACUCUGCGACGCUGGAACCGAGUGUGUCGCAGGAACUGUCGCACUGCGGUCAAAUCUGUGACAUUCUAUUGGCUGGUCCUGCUGCUUGUCUUCCUCAACACGUCCCUCAGCGCCUCCGAGCACUACAACCAACCUGAUUGGCUGACGCAGGUGCAGGAUAUCGCCAACAAGGUGCUGCUGUCACUGUUCACGGUGGAGAUGCUUCUGAAGAUGUACAGCCUGGGCCUGGCUCAUUACUUUGUGGCGUUUUUCAACCGCUUUGACUGCUUCGUGGUGUGCGGCGGCAUCAUGGAGACCAUCCUGGUGGAACUGGGCAUCAUGCCACCGCUGGGAAUCUCCGUGCUACGUUGCGUCCGGCUGCUGCGAAUCUUCAAGGUCACGCGCCAUUGGACGGCACUGUCCAACCUGGUGGCGUCUCUGCUCAACUCCAUGAAGUCCAUCGCCUCGCUACUGUUGCUCCUCUUCCUCUUCCUCAUCAUUUUCGCCCUGUUGGGAAUGCAACUCUUUGGUGGCAAGUUCAACUUCGACGAGACACAGACCAAGCGCAGCACCUUCGACGCUUUCCCACAGGCGCUGCUCACCUGCUUCCAGAUCCUGACAGGCGAGGACUGGAACGUGGUAAUGUACGAUGGUAUCAUGGCAUACGGUGGCCCCGUCUUUCCGGGGAUGAUCGUCUGCAUCUACUUUGUCAUCCUGUUUAUUUGCGGAAACUACAUCCUGCUCAACGUCUUCUUGGCCAUUGCUGUGGACAAUUUGGCCGGAGGUGACGGAGACGACAAAGCGAAAGAGAAGAAGACGGAGGGAGCGGAGGAGGAAGAGGCAGAGGAGGAGAAGCAAGUGAAGGUGGACAUUGACGAGGACACAGAGUACGAGGAAGAGGAGGAGCUUCCGGAAGGCGAAGAUGACGGCGGCGCGCAGCUAAAGAUGGCUGACUUGGCCCCGCCCAAAGAAAAGAUUCUUCCCAUCCCAGACGGGAGUGCGUUCUUCUGCCUCAGCAAGACAAACCCCAUCCGAGUGGCGUGCCACACUCUGAUCCACCACCACAUCUUCACCAACCUCAUCCUGGUCUUCAUCAUCCUCAGCUCGUGCUCAUUGGCUGCUGAAGAUCCCAUCAGAGCGCACUCCUUUCGGAACAACGUUCUGGGUUAUGCCGACUAUGCCUUCACCUCCAUCUUCACUGUUGAAAUCCUGUUCAAGAUGACGGUCCACGGAGCGUUCCUGCACCAGGGCUCUUUCUGCAGGAACUGGUUCAACUUGUUAGAUCUCCUCGUAGUCAGCGUGUCACUCGUCUCCUUCUUCCUGCAUUCCAGUGCCAUCUCGGUGGUAAAGAUCCUGAGGGUCCUCCGUGUGCUCAGACCUCUGAGGGCCAUAAACAGAGCCAAAGGCCUCAAGCACGUGGUCCAAUGUGUGUUUGUGGCCAUCAGGACCAUCGGCAACAUCAUGAUCGUCACAACAUUGCUCCAGUUCAUGUUUGCGUGUAUCGGGGUGCAACUCUUCAAGGGUAAAUUCUAUCGUUGUACCGAUGAGGCCAAACACACACCUGAACAGUGCAAAGGGACAUUUGUGGUGUACAAAGAUGGAGACGUAAACCAUCCGAUGGUGCGAGAAAGAAUUUGGCACAACAGUGACUUCAAUUUUGACAAUGUGCUCAUGGGAAUGAUGGCACUCUUCACCGUGUCUACUUUUGAGGGCUGGCCCGCCCUGCUAUACAAGGCCAUCGACGCCAACGGGGAGAACUCGGGUCCCAUCUACAACUACCGUGUGGAGAUCUCCAUCUUCUUCAUCGUCUACAUCAUCAUCAUCGCCUUCUUCAUGAUGAACAUCUUCGUGGGUUUCGUCAUCAUCACGUUCAGGGAGCAGGGAGAGCAGGAGUAUAAGAAUUGUGAACUGGACAAGAACCAGCGUCAAUGCGUCGAGUACGCUCUAAAGGCUCAGCCCCUAAAGCUCUACAUCCCCAAGAACCCAGUUCAGUACAGGUUCUGGUCCAUCAUCAACUCCACAGCCUUUGAGUACGUCAUGUUUGUGCUCAUCCUGCUCAACACUGUCACGCUCGCCAUCCAGCACUACGAGCAGUCCAAGACCUUCAGCCACAUCAUGGACAUCCUCAAUAUGGUCUUCACUGGACUCUUCACUGUGGAGAUGCUGCUCAAACUGUUAGCCCUCAGACUCAGGCAUUACUUUGUGGAUGCGUGGAAUUCCUUUGAUGCUCUCAUCGUGGUUGGCAGUGUGGUAGACAUCGUAGUGACGGAGUUCAGCAGUGGAGAGGACAGCUCUCGAGUGUCCAUUACUUUCUUCCGCCUCUUCCGAGUGAUGCGAUUGGUCAAACUGCUGAGCAAAGGGGAGGGCAUCCGAACCCUGCUAUGGACCUUCAUCAAGUCGCUGCAGGCACUCCCGUACGUCGCCCUGCUCAUCGCCAUGAUCUUUUUCAUCUACGCAGUCAUCGGCAUGCAGACGUUUGGGAAGGUCGCCAUGCAGGAUCACACGCAGAUCAACAGGAACAACAACUUCCAGACUUUUCCUCAGGCCGUCCUCCUCCUCUUCAGGUGUGCGACAGGCGAGGCAUGGCAGGAGAUCAUGCUGGCCAGUCUUCCCGGGAAACGCUGCGAUCCUGAGUCCGACUACGAGCCAGGAGAAGAGUUCAGCUGCGGGAGCAACUUUGCCAUCGUUUACUUCAUCAGCUUUUUCAUGUUGUGUGCCUUCCUGAUCAUCAACUUAUUUGUGGCAGUCAUCAUGGACAACUUUGACUACCUAACCCGCGACUGGUCGAUCCUGGGUCCACAUCACCUAGAUGAGUUCAAGAGGAUCUGGUCAGAAUAUGAUCCAGAGGCCAAGGGUCGCAUUAAACAUUUGGAUGUUGUGGCUCUACUUCGAAGGAUACAACCUCCUCUUGGCUUUGGAAAACUGUGUCCUCACAGAGUAGCGUGUAAGCGUCUGGUGGCUAUGAACAUGCCUCUGAAUGCAGACGGCAUGGUGACAUUCAACGCCACCCUCUUUGCGCUGGUCCGCACGGCACUGAAGAUCAAGACCGAAGGCAACCCGGAUCAGGAGAACGAGGAGCUAAGGGGGAUCAUCAAGAAGAUCUGGAAGAGAAUGAAACCAAAACUUCUGGAUGAAGUCAUUCCACCACAUGAAGAGGAGGAAGUGACAGUUGGGAAGUUCUAUGCCACUUUCCUGAUCCAAGAUUACUUCCGCAAGUUCCGGAAGAGGAAGGAGAGAGGGGGUCUGAGUGUGGAGACUGACGCCACCAACCCGUCAGCCGUACAGUUAUGUAAAGCGGGUCUCAAGACUCUGCAGGAUCUCGGUCCAGAGAUGCGUCUGGCCCUCAAUGAAGACCUGGAGGAGGAAGAGGAGGAGGAAGAAGAAGAGGAGGAGGAGUCCAUGAGGGAAGAGGAAGAGAUGGACACAGUAGGACCACACAAUGACCGGCGGGGAUCUAUUGUGCCCGUCGGUCCAGGGGGAGUCAUGGGUGACAGCGGUGUGGUAAAUGGUGGUUUGAUCCAUCGGGUCGGUUCUCUCUGCAAAAUGUCUAAUGGCGGCGAUUACGAUGCUCACAUUUCACGGCGAGACAAUCUGAGGUCAUCUGUUAAUCAUCAUCACCGCCGACCCUCAGUCAGGAAUGGGCUUCUAGACAACACCCACAAGAGGCCAUCGCAUUACAAAUAUGGAAGGAGGGACUUGAGGUACAGGCACUGGCGGAAUGGCGACAUGGACAUAUCCAGAGAGACACGUUACUACACAAGAGAAGACGACACAGCCAGCAUCACUUCCACAGAAAGAUAUUACCCUGAUGAUCCUCUGCACGAUGAUGACCACGCCCCCUACAGUCACUAUGGAAACGGCUACAGCGAGGGUAGAAGAGCAACACGGAGGCGUAUUCUCCCGGCCACGCCCACAGGUCGAAAGCCCUCGUUCAACAUUCAGUGUCUGAGACGUCAGGGCAGCAGUGACGACUUACCCAUGCCGGGAACGUACCACCCCAAGUCUCCUCCGCGCCGCACCUGCACUCAGACAUACAGCAGUUACGACCAUCCUCCGUCAUCCGGUCACUCUACUGCGGUUUCCUCCACGUCCUGGGCCAAUCCUUGUCCUCGCCGCGGUCGCCUCCUGUACGCUCCUCUCAUCCUGGUGGAGGAGGAGGGAAGCCCAUCGUGGCGGCGAGAAGUAGAAGGAGAACGAGGAACAGGAGGAGGCCGGGAGGACAAGCUGGGGGGAGCAGGAAGAGCAGGUGUCAGUGUGACGGGAGCGGCGCCGAGUCCCGCCUGGUACGGCGCUACGGGAGCCCCACCUCCUUACAGAGCGUACACCACUCUCAGAGUUCCUUCUCAGCUCGGUGCUCCGUUUGGCGAGAAACGUGGCUCGGCCGACAGUCUGGUGGAGGCGGUUCUCAUCUCUGAAGGUCUCGGCCUUUACGCACGUGAUCCCAAAUUUGUGGCAUUCGCAAAGCGGGAGAUCGCGGACGCAUGUCACAUGACCGUGGACGAGAUGGAAUCAGCCGCCAGCGACCUGCUGGGGUCCGCGAGCCACGACUUCCUCAACACCGCCGGCACAGAACCCGCUGCACUCUACAGCGAUGAGGAGCCGAUCAGAACGGGCCGAGAGGAGGACGAGCUCGCUGACGAAAUGAGCUGCGUGACAUCAUUUUGAUGGACAGGUGUUCAUGGCCAAUCAGGGACCGUGGAGGCAGGCCGUCGAUGGGGCCCCAAAGGAAGUAAAAACUCUUUAAAGCUAAAAGUUUUAAACGAAAGGUAAAGACAAAUAAAAAAGGAAGUAGUGGAGGAACAUCGCAUGUCAUGCUCAAUCUUGUCCAGUGGGUGGUGACAACGCACCUCUGCAUGUUUACAAACAAGAACCGCAGAAGAAGAACUUUCAGUUGAGUGUUGGGUGCUAUCUGUUAGCACUGUCCAACAAGCUGCUUAGCAUUUUAGCUGUACAGAUACAAUAACUUUUACUUAUUUAUCCUCCUUUUGAUAGUUUGGACAUUUUAAAGUCUCUCAACAAACACAACACAGUAUUUUUUUUAUUUUGACCAAGCUUAGCACACACAUUAUUGUCUGUCUUGGACAUCAUGAUUCCACCGGAUGAGUACUAAAAUUAGCACGAGCUCAGUGCUAACCGCUAAACACAUGAGACGACCAACUUGCUUUCUAGCCGACCUUCGCUAUACAAUUGUCAACUGAGCCACCAUUUUUUUGUGAAGAACAACACUUUUCAACAAUUGGUACGUUUGGAAAUUCAAUCUGACGCUCUUACUGCGCUCUGAGAGUGCAGUGUUCACAGAGGCAGAGCCUGCUCCAUUUUCAAUGAAUUAACAAACGAGCGUGUUGGCCAUUGACAGGGAUACGUAAGUACGUCCACCAUAUUGAAUGUGUCAGUUCUGCCUGUAAACAUCUCGUCCUGCCUGACGCUCCGGCCGCUCUGUCUUCUCAGUCAGAGCAGCGGGAGGGCGCUCUGCCACUCCCAGAGUGUGGCACUCUGAAUACCUGAACGGCACACUCCAACAGUCCUCUGAGUUUCCGAAUGUUCCGGAGUGUGCUGAGUGCGCUUGGAGUGAAUUUCCAAACGUACCCAAUGACCUUUCUGACACUGCUAACAGUUAGCUGUUAGUUAAGGAUUCAUGUGUAGAGUACAUUACAACAAAAGAAACCUUUUUUACUUUUUCACGCGUCCCUCUUUGCUAUUGCUAGCUGUGCCCCGCCUGAUGGAUGAUAUAGUUCUUAACUAAUCAGAGGAAGUUGUACAGACAUGACUAAUUGAAAUAAGUUGAUAAGACAUGACUAAUCAAAAUCAACUGAUCGGACAUGACUAAUUGAAAUAAGUUGGUCGGACAUGAAUAAUCAAAAUAAGUUGAUUGGGCAUGGCUAAUUGAAAUCAGUUUGUCAGACCAGAAUAACCAAAAUAAGUUGAUCCGGUAUGACUAAUUUGAAAAAAAAAAUCCAGAAAGGACUAAUUGAAAUGGGUUGUCUAACUGAAGGAACUCCAUCAUACAUGACUAAUUGAAGAAAUGUAUUCAGGAUGUGAUGAAUCAGAAGUUGUGCAGACAUGACUGAUCGGAAUAAAUUGAUCAGAUAUGACUAAUCGAAAGAUGAUCAGACAUAACUAAUAAUAGAAUGUUGUAAAGACAUAAUUAAUCAAAAUACGUUGAUCAGGCAUGACUAAUCAAAAGAAGAACUGAAAUGAAAUGUCUUCAUCAGGCUUGAUUAACUGAAGGAAGGUCAUCAGACAUGAUUAAUUGAAAAAUGUUUUUCAGACAUGAUUAAUCGAAAUGACUUUAUUAGGCAGGACCAAUCAAAGGAAGUCCAUCAGACAAGACUAAUUGAAAAAGGUUAUUUAGACAUAACUAACAAGUGGCAGUUCAUCAGGCAUGACUAACUGAAAAAAAGUAGAUCAGGCGUGAGUAGUCAAUGGAGCAGGACUAAUAGUAAAAGGUGUGGUCAUUGGAUUUUCUUGGAGAGUAUAUGCCAAAAAAAAAAACUUGUACUUUUUCUAGCUAGCUGUGCUGCAUCUGACAGAUUAGCUACUUCCUGCUAGCGCGUAGUCCCACACGGAAGCUAAUGCCGCCUCUGUGGCGACCCUGGGCGUGAAUUUUAUAUAGUUUUUUUUUAUCUACUGGAAGGUGGAUUUUUAUUUUAAACCUCAUUUUUGUUGUAAAAAUGUUGUUUUUUUUGUAUUGAUGCUGAUCAUCAGACAUCCGCGCGUCUUCUCGUGUUCUUCCUGACUGUCAACCGAAGGGCUCACUCAAAGUUUUCCCUCCAAAUUUCAGUCACAUGACAAAGUCAACCGUGCAUACCUCCAAUAAAAAAAUUAAAUAAAAAAAUAAUGAAAAUAAAUGUUU
Phycodurus eques (leafy seadragon) is the source of this 8680-nucleotide messenger RNA. It is a transcript of the gene cacna1fb, whose product is annotated as calcium channel, voltage-dependent, L type, alpha 1F subunit. Gene Ontology annotation, molecular function: high voltage-gated calcium channel activity. NCBI's taxonomy places the organism in Eukaryota, Metazoa, Chordata, Actinopteri, Syngnathiformes, Syngnathidae. The record is from RefSeq and is a predicted model, not a curated record. Gene Ontology annotation, cellular component: voltage-gated calcium channel complex; membrane. Bases 298 to 6492 code for a protein of 2064 amino acids. Gene Ontology annotation, biological process: calcium ion import across plasma membrane. The transcript is spliced from 50 exons.